AUGUCGAUUCCCAACGAAGCGCUCCAGAAGUUGGUGCAGGAGAUCGAGUCGCGAGCCAUCGUCUCGCAGCAGCAGCUUGGGCUCGUGAAGGCCCAGAUCGGCGCGAAGCAGCGGGAUAUUCGUCUCUUGGAACUUACAUCUACUGAGCUUGGUGGGCUACCGAAGGAGACGAAUGUGUACGAGGGCGUGGGAAAGAUGUUCGUAGCUACGCCGAUCUCGAGCGUCAACAAGCGUCUGGAGAGCGAGACGAGGGAAUUGAAGACGGAUAUAACGGAUCUGGAGAAGAAGCUACACUACCUCGAGACGACGCACAAGAACAGCGUGGAUAAUAUCGAUCAGAUUCUGAAGUCUGGAGGGAGGGCGUAA
Molecule: messenger RNA, 366 nt
Organism: Paecilomyces variotii
Lineage: Eukaryota; Fungi; Ascomycota; Eurotiomycetes; Eurotiales; Thermoascaceae
Product: Prefoldin
Exons: 3
Coding region: 1-366 (121 amino acids)
Biological process (GO): protein folding
Cellular component (GO): prefoldin complex; cytoplasm
Molecular function (GO): protein folding chaperone
Source: RefSeq, a predicted model, not a curated record